GGUCAAUACUAUCACUACAAUACUCCUAUUCCUAUUGGUUUUGCAACUAGGGUAGAAUGUUUGUGCCAUUUGCCACACUCUCCAUAUCUUGGGCCGACUCGACCACCUCGAUCAACUCGCUACUUCUGGGCCAGUAAAUACAAUACUCCAAAACAAUACAAAAUGCUUCACUAAUCAAACUCUUGUUUUCGUACAAAUAUAUGUUGCCAGCAUAGAAUAGCUGCUAUUAACAAACGGUAGAACAAAUUUGGGGAUAUUUCAAGAAAACAGUCUUUGGGUAUCUCAAGAAUCAUCACUCCUGAAUUUACUGCUAUUGAAGUUAAUGCAAUGAGUAAUGUCAAGAGGAAGACUGUAACGGAGAAUGUUGACAGGGGUCAAGAUUCGGUCCUUUUGAAUCUGAUUACUAAUGGAGAGGACUUGGGUCCUAUGGUCCAACUUUCUUUUGAAAGUGGAAGGCCUGAAUCACUUAUGCACCAGCUUAAGCAUGUUGUGAGGAAGAAGGAAGUUGAGAUUGAGGAGCUGUGCAAGCUUCACUACGAGGAAUUCAUCCUUGCAGUUGAUGAACUUCGUGGCGUCCUGAUUGAUGCUGAGGAGCUGAAGAGUGAGCUUGCGAAUGAAAAUUUUAGGUUGCAAGAGGUUGGGAGCAGUCUACUUUUGAAACUUGAGCAGCUCCUUGAAUCGUAUUCGAUAAAAAAGAAUGUCGCUGAAGCCAUUAAUGUGUCUGCUAAUUGUGUUCGAGUCUUGGAUCUUUGUGUGAAAUGUAAUAAUCAGAUAGCUGAAGGUCGUUUUUCUGCUGCUUUGAAGUCUGUUGAUCUAAUUGAAAAAGAAAGUCUAAAGCAUAUUCCUGUCAAGGCACUAAAGGUGCUUAUAGAGAAGAGAGUACCUCUUAUAAAGUCCUAUGUUGUGAAGAAGGUCAUCGUAGAAGUUAACGAGUGGUUUGUUCAAAUCAGGAGCACAGCAAAGGAUAUAGGACAAACAGCAAUAGGAAAUGCUGCUGCUUCCCGUCAAAGGGAUAGCGACAAGAUAGCUCGACAAAGGAAGGCCGAGGAACAGAGUUCUACGGGGUUGGUAGAUUUUACAUAUACUUUAGAAAUUGAAAAUUCUUCAGAAGAUUCUAUUCUGAAGUUUGAUCUAACUCCUCUAUAUCGGGCAUAUCACGUUCAUACCUGUCUUGGAAUCCAGGAUCAGUUUCGUGAAUACUACUACAAAAACCGGCUUCUGCAGUUGAGUUCAGACCUGCAAAUCUCUUCUGCUCAACCAUUCUUUGAAUCUCAUCAGAUCUUCUUGGCACAAAUUGCUGGCCAUUUUAUAAUUGAGGAUCGAGUAUUAAGAACUGCCAGCGGUUUACUAUUAGGUAAUCAGCUCGAUAAAAUGUGGGAAAUAGCAGUGGGUAAAAUGACUUCUAUGUUGGAUGAACAGUUCUCAAACAUGGAUACUGCAAGCAAUUUUCUCUUGGUCAAGGAUUAUGUGAGUCUGCUUGGGACAGCCCUCAGACAAUAUGGUUACAGUGUUGGACCUAUUCUUGAGUGGUGUAGCAAGGGCCGUGAAAAAUUUCAUGAGCUUCUUUUAUCUGAGUGUCGGCAAAAGAUAACUGCUGUCCUUGCCAGUGACACUUUUGAGCAAAUGGUAAUGAAAAAUGAGUUGGAUUACCAAACAAAUGUUCUUGCGUUCAACCUCCAGCUUUCUGAUAUGGUGCCAGAUUUCCCAUAUAUAGCUCCAUUCUCUUCCAUGGUACCUGAUUGCUGUCACAUCGUUAUAUCGUUUAUCAAGGACUCGGUUAAUUACUUGACAUAUGGUGGCCAAAUGAUUUUUGUUGAUGUCGUGAAGAAAUAUCUGGACAAGCUCUUGAUUGAUGUCUUAAAUGAAGCUAUGCUGGACAAAAUGCUCAGUGCUAGCACUGUUGAACGUCAGGCAAUACAAGUUGCUGCAAACAUAGGAUUAAUAGAAAAAGCUUGUGAUUCUUUUCUUCAGCAUGCAGCUCAAUCAUGUGGCAUCCCAGCUCAAGCAGUUGAGAGACAUCAAGAUAGUUUAAAAGCGAAGGUGCUUUUCAAAGCAUCAAAGAAUGAAGCAUAUCUGGCUCUUAUACAUUUAAUUAACUCGAAGCUGGAUGAGUUUCUGGCACUUCUUAAGAAUGUGAAUUGGACUUCUGAUGAACCACCGGAGCACUCUAAUGAUUACAUGAACGAGAUUGUCAUCUACUUGCACACUAUUAUGUCUACUGCUCAGCAAAUUUUACCAUUGGAUGUUUUGUAUAAAGUGGGAUGUGGGGCAGUAGAGCAUAUUUCAAAUGCAAUUGUGGCUGCUUUUCUUAGUGACAGUAUAAAGAGGUUCACUCUUAAUGCAGUUACGAGCAUCGAUAUUGAUCUGAAUAGACUAGAAUCAUUUGCUGAUGAAAAAUUCCACAGUUCUGGCUUGAGUGAGAUAUACAAGGAAGAUAGUUUUGGGAGCUGUUUGAUAGAAGCGAGACAACUGGUGAACCUUCUAUUGAGCAAUCAGCCUGAGAACUUCAUCAAUCCUGUAUUCCGUGAGAGAAACUAUUACGCAUUAGAUACUAAAAAGGUGGAAAAAAUAUGUGAAAAGUACAAAGAUUCCCCUGACAGUCUGUUCGGGAGCCUUUCAAGUAGAAGCGCGAAGCAGAGUUCAAGGAAGAAAUCAAUGGAUGUCUUGAAGAAAAGGCUGAAAGAUUUCAACUGAGAUUUAGAAGGUCUCUUGGUGCAGAGUAACUGAACUAUAUACUUCUGUUUGUUGCUGAUUUCUCUGUAGAAUACAUAAUUUUAGAUUCGCUUAUUACUACUUAAACUUUGCAAGAUGUACCUGAUUGCAAUUGUGUGGCCCUAUAUCUUUGUUCUAAAACUAAGAUCAUAUGUCAACUUUCAUGUAAUCUUGUUGUUAGGCACUGUAUUUCUUAUGUGAAAAGGAUAGCGUUUACAUAAACUUCUGUGCUUUUGGAAAACUGCUGAACUGUUACACAAUGCAA
This is a messenger RNA of Daucus carota subsp. sativus, 2977 nucleotides long. RefSeq names its product exocyst complex component SEC15A. The record is from RefSeq and is a predicted model, not a curated record. Gene Ontology annotation, biological process: exocytosis; Golgi to plasma membrane transport; intracellular protein transport. The transcript is spliced from 2 exons. Lineage: Eukaryota; Viridiplantae; Streptophyta; Magnoliopsida; Apiales; Apiaceae. Gene Ontology annotation, cellular component: exocyst; membrane. Bases 328 to 2694 code for a protein of 788 amino acids.